Messenger RNA from Calidris pugnax (ruff), 1837 nucleotides. RefSeq names its product poly [ADP-ribose] polymerase 1-like. The transcript has 9 exons. Gene Ontology annotation, molecular function: NAD+ poly-ADP-ribosyltransferase activity. NCBI's taxonomy places the organism in Eukaryota, Metazoa, Chordata, Aves, Charadriiformes, Scolopacidae. The record is from RefSeq and is a predicted model, not a curated record. The coding region runs from base 1 to 1068 and encodes 355 amino acids.
AUGGAGAGAUUAGUUUCCCAGAGACCAGAGAGGGAAUGCUGCCACAGUUUCGAUGUAGUGAAACCCUCUUUUAAUCAUUUAACUCUUCAUCAGAUUGACCUGCAGAAGAUGCCGUUGGGAAAACUGAGCAAGCGACAGAUCCAGAGCGCGUAUUCCAUCCUUAAUGAAGUUCAGCAGGCAGUUUCUGACAGUGGUUCAGAAUCCCAGAUUUUGGACCUCUCCAACCGCUUCUACACUUUGAUUCCUCAUGACUUUGGGAUGAAGAAACCACCUCUCCUAAAUAACUUGGAAUACAUUCAGGCUAAAGUGCAGAUGUUGGACAACUUGCUUGAUAUUGAGGUUGCCUACAGCCUUCUCAGAGGUGGAAAUGAAGAUGGAGAUAAAGACCCAAUUGACAUCAACUAUGAAAAGCUUCGAACUGAUAUUAAGGUUGUUGACAAAGAUUCAGAAGAAGCCAAGAUUAUUAAACAAUAUGUGAAAAAUACUCAUGCUGCUACGCACAAUGCUUAUGACCUCAAAGUCGUGGAUAUCUUCAGGAUUGAGCGUGAAGGAGAGAGUCAGCGUUAUAAGCCCUUUAAGCAGCUCCAUAAUCGCCAGCUGCUGUGGCACGGCUCCCGCACCACCAACUUCGCCGGUAUCCUCUCGCAGGGUCUCCGGAUAGCUCCCCCAGAAGCUCCUGUGACUGGCUACAUGUUUGGGAAGGGCAUCUAUUUUGCAGACAUGGUAUCCAAGAGUGCCAACUACUGUCACACAUCUCAGGCUGAUCCCAUAGGUUUAGUUCUACUGGGAGAAGUUGCCCUUGGAAAUAUGUACGAGCUAAAGAAUGCUUCUCACAUAACAAAAUUGCCCAAGGGAAAACACAGCGUGAAGGGCUUGGGCAAAACUGCACCUGAUCCCACUGCCACUACCACCCUUGGUGGUGUUGAGGUUCCCUUAGGGAAUGGGAUCUCAACAGGAAUUAAUGAUACCUGUCUUCUGUAUAAUGAAUAUAUUGUGUAUGAUGUUGCUCAGGUAAAUCUGAAGUACCUGCUGAAACUGAAAUUCAACUAUAAGACGUCACUCUGGUGAACAGUAUUUAGAAGCCCUAUUAGAGUUAUACUGUAGUUACACGAUAGCGUUGACUUCUGACAUGCUUACGCAUUGACUUCUCUUACCAAGAUAUCAAGAGCUAAACUGCAGAAGAGGUUACUAAGUCCUAUUUAGUACUACACUUAGUGAAAGUUUUAUAUAAAUGUGUGGCAACACAUGGACCUGAAUUCUGAUGAGAACGAGUACCCGGUUUUGUUUUAUAUACCACUUCUAAUUUGGGGGCUUUCAAGUGUUCCUUUUAAUUGACCAAACUGACAAAAAAAAAAAAGAAAUAAAAAUCAAGCAUGUUUUUUUUAGCCAAACAGAGCUGGGCAAUAGCAGGAUAAGGAACCUGAGGAUGUUUGCGAUACUUGCUCUGUUAAGGUCUCCUCUUGUUUAAAACUAUACCCUUUUCCAGUUUUCGUUUGAAUAAAUGAUAAAUGUGCAUUUAUUUUGAGGUAAAAAAAUAAAAGCUAAUUUCAUACUAACAUCUUUAUGUUUCAAAACUUCCAAAUUGUUUUGGUUUUGAGUCACAAUUUAAAUGUAUUUGGUAGAAUGUUCUUAAACGUGCUGUCUCUCUCUCUGAAGAUCAAAUGCCAAAUAUUGAAAUCUGUAGUCACGUUUCAGGAAGUCAUGGCGAAAUGAAAAUUUGGACUUUCCACUGAGAUUUGAUCUGUCAACAGUUGGUGUGGUAAACAUGGAAAAUGACUUGUGGCUGUUUGAAUUUAGUAUUAGCCCCAAUAAACCUCCUUGAAAUAUCUACCUUCAA